AUGCAUGCCCGCUGUGCCAGAUGUCUUCUUUUUUUCUUCACGGCCUUCAAAGUUACGACUAGUCUUGCCAGCGCAAAUGAUGAAGACCACAGUGAUGAAGCUGUCGUCUACACAAAAUUAGGCAUUAUUCGAGGCAUACAACAAAACUUACAAUGUUUGCAGAGAUUUGAGGAUACUUACGUAAAUGCUUAUCUGGGAAUACCGUUCGCGCAACCACCACUUGGUCGUAGAAGAUUUGCUUUACCUGAGAUGAUUGAACCAUGGCAAGGUGAACUAGAAGCUCGAAAGCUUGCUAAAACGUGCUAUAUCACUCCUGAUAGUCAAUUCCCGCAGUUUCCAGGAGCUGAAAUGUGGAAUCCACCCAAUGUAUAUGAUGAGGACUGCUUGGCACUCAAUAUGUGGGUACCUCACAAGCAUGACGGAAAGGUUAUGGUAUGGAUUUACGGCGGCGGGUUUUAUUCUGGUUCACCAUCGUUAGAUCUGUAUGAUGGUAGAGUGCUUGCAAGUCGACAAAAAACUAUUGUUAUUAAUAUCAAUUAUAGACUGGGACCAUUUGGUUUCUUGUACUUUGGUGAUGGGUCACCUAUACCUGGAAAUAUGGGAUUAAUGGAUCAGCAACUUGCUUUACAGUGGAUUUAUGAAAAUAUUGAUUCAUUUGGAGAGAGUGCAGGAGCAGCAUCAGUAACUGCUCAUUUUUUCGCUCCUGGAAGCUUUCGUUACUUCCAUAAGGCCGUACUAAUGAGUGGUACAAUAGCAAACUCCUGGGCUACGAAAGAAAAAAAUAUGGCCAUUGAAACAUCUAUGUUUUUGGCAAAAAAACUAAAUUGCACAUCUGAGAAUGACCCCAAUCCUGAUAUUAACCUAAUCACACAUUGUAUUCGCCAAGCACCUGCCGCGACAAUACAAAGAGCUGCAGAUGCAGUUGGCGUGGAUCAAAUACUACCAAUGACCUUUCCAUUUGUGCCUGUCGAAGAAGACGAACAUUUUUUCAAGGGUAAUUUAAUAACGAAAAUGAAAAUGCGAAAUUUCAAAAGAGAUAUGAGUGUACUGGUGGGAUCAAUGAAAGAUGAGGGCACAUACUGGCUGCCUUAUUAUCUUCUCAGUCCUAAAACAGGCUUCCAGUUCAAUCAUACCAUAUCUGCUGAUGACCCCAGCAAUCGAGCUCUGAUAAACCGAGCACAAUAUACACGUUCUUUGCAGUCAUUUGCUCCAUACUUCGGUGAUUCUCAGCUAGUAAAGCAUGCACUGCUGCAUGCAUAUGAGGAGGUAUCAGAAAGCACUGACCCUCAUGAAAGAUUACGUGAUGGCGUUGCACGUUUUGUUGGUGAUUUUUUUUUCACGUGCAGUUUGAUUAAGUUUGCUGAUAUUCUAGCAGACAAUAUUUAUGGAUCUGUUUAUAUGUAUUACUUCACAAAAAGAUCAUCAGCGAAUCCUUGGCCAAAGUGGAUGGGUGUUAUGCAUGGCUAUGAAAUAGAAUAUGUUUUUGGACAGCCUUUCAGACACAGUCACCUUUAUGCACAUACCCAACUUGCCUCGGAACAGCGUUUCUCAGAAGCAAUCAUGAAGUAUUGGGCUACUUUCGCUUCCGAAGGAGCACCAAAUCCUCAAUGGCCCAAAUAUAAUAAAGUAACGCGUAAAGCAUUCGUACUAGAUGACGAAAUAACGGGUACCAGUCACCGAAUCGAUGUUGAUGUACACGGCAAAUUUUGUCGUUUACUUUCAGAAGCCCAAGCUGUUCUCAAUCCCGGUUGGUUUAUUCAGAGAGGAUAUCUGCAUAACUCAGCAAUAAGAGUAGAAGAGAAUGUUGCAACAAAAUAUUCUACGCAAUGA
Molecule: messenger RNA, 1830 nt
Organism: Thelazia callipaeda (thelaziosis nematode)
Lineage: Eukaryota; Metazoa; Nematoda; Chromadorea; Rhabditida; Thelaziidae
Source: the annotation of a GenBank genome assembly